Molecule: messenger RNA, 2859 nt
Organism: Sporothrix brasiliensis 5110
Lineage: Eukaryota; Fungi; Ascomycota; Sordariomycetes; Ophiostomatales; Ophiostomataceae
Product: DNA repair protein RAD16
Exons: 4
Coding region: 1-2859 (952 amino acids)
Molecular function (GO): ATP binding; ATP-dependent chromatin remodeler activity; metal ion binding
Source: RefSeq, a predicted model, not a curated record
AUGACGCCCGCCACGGCAACCACAAGUGAUAGAUCCACGCGGUCCAAGUUCAAGGUCGAACGCCCGCCGUCCGAUAACGGCGUCUCGGGUAGCACCAUGUCCAACUCGACCAUCCCGACGCCGACACAGUAUACCUCGGACGACGAACUGUCCACCGCACCGUCCAGCGCCGCACCGACUCCUGCAAGCGACUCCAAGCCCACCACGCGCGGCAAAACGGCAUCCUCUUAUCCUGGCUUCCAGCCGGCUAGUUCGCUGAUGCGGGUCGUGAUAGAGCUACCUGACCGGUCGUCAAUGAACGCGGCUGGCGGAAGCUCGGACCCAAGCUUGAGCUCUGCACCCCUCGCUUCGGAUAGUGCAAAGGCUCUCAGCAGAAGCAAGUACUCGUUGUUUCCUAACAAGAAGCGGCGCUUUCUUGUACAGGACUCCGAAGCCGACGACGACUCCGAUAGCUUUAGUACUGCCGAUGCCCAGUUGCAGAAUCGGAUCGCCUCUGAUGCCAUGCUGGCACAAAAACUCCAAGCGGAAGAAGAUUUGCGCCUCCCUAAGCAGGAGGACACGAAGCCCUCGCGCCGCAACCGUACCUUGGACUUCCUUCCCCAAAAGGAAGAGGCGCCGUCCUCAGCCACAUCCGCAUCCGAGUAUCCCGACGUCGAGAUAUUGUCUUCGCGUCCGGUCAAGAGACAGCGGCUGAACGGGGCGGCAUCUGCGCCCACGCCGCUGUCCAGCCACGUCGGCCCCAUAACGAUCAAGGACGACGCCGAUGACAGCAGCGCGCUCAGCAGCCCGCCACCAGAUGCCAAUGAGUGGGGCACUUUCUCCUACAUUUCCAAUGACGUGGACGAGUCGGACCCCCUUAUGCGCGACCGUGAUCUGGGCACGCGCCGGGCAUACCGGGACUACAAGAACAAGAAGCGUGUCGUGUCUGACAGAGAACGCCUCGAAGAGCAGCAUCCCGUCCUCAAGAAAAUGUGGAAGGAUCUGGAGAAGACGGCCGUUCUCAAGGCCGGCCGUGCCGACCAGCCCUCCAACAUCUCCCGCAGCCUCAAGCCGUUCCAGCUCGAGGGCGUGGCGUGGAUGACGGCCAUGGAGAAGACAAAGUGGAAAGGUGGGCUUCUUGGUGACGAAAUGGGCCUGGGAAAGACCAUCCAGGCCGUAUCGCUCAUCAUGUCCGACUAUCCGGCUAAGCGCCCGACCCUGGUCCUCGUCCCACCCGUUGCUCUGAUGCAGUGGACGUCCGAAAUCGCUUCCUACACCGACGGCUGCCUCAAAACCUUUGUCUACCACGGCACCAAUGCCAAGACCAAGGGCAUGACGAAGAAGGACAUCCGCAAGUACGAUGUCAUUAUGAUGUCGUACAAUAGCUUGGAGUCCAUGUAUCGCAAACAAGAACGCGGCUUUACCCGCAAAGACGGCGUUUACAAAGAGGAGAGCAUCAUUCAUGGUACACACUUCCACCGUAUCAUCCUCGACGAAGCACACUGCAUCAAGACGCGUAGUACCAUGACGGCCAAGGCAUGCUUUGCCCUGGAAGGCGACUACCGCUGGUGUCUUACUGGCACGCCGCUGCAGAACCGGAUUGGAGAGUUUUUCUCGCUCUUGCGUUUCCUCCAGAUCGAGCCGUUUUCCAACUACCUGUGCCGUGAUUGCAACUGCUCCAAGAUGGAGUGGCUUGUCGACGGCGACAAUUUCUGCACGCACUGCAAGCACAGAGGUAUGAGGCAUCUCUCGGUCUUCAACCAGGAGCUGCUGAAUCCAAUUCAACGGUAUGGCAACUUUGGUCCGGGCAAGGAGGCUUUCGCAAAGCUGCGCCUUUUGACCGAUCGAAUCAUGCUCCGCCGCCUCAAAAAAGAUCAUACCAACUCCAUGGAGCUGCCCGUCAAGCGUGUCCUUGUCGACCGGCAGUUUUUCAGUGACAUCGAGACCGAUUUCGCCAACAGCAUCAUGACCAACUCGGAGCGCAAGUUCACCACGUACGUGGAAAACGGCGUGAUGUUGAACAAUUACGCCAACAUCUUUGGUUUGAUCAUGCAGAUGCGCCAGGUCGCCGACCACCCCGAUCUCAUCCUCAAGAAAAACAGCGAGGGGAGCCAGAACGUCAUGAUCUGUUGUAUCUGCGACGAGCCGGCUGAGGAGGCCAUCAGCUCCCGGUGCCGCCAUGAUUUCUGCCGCGAGUGUGCGCGCAGCUAUCUGGCCGCCACGGAGCAGCCCGACUGCCCGCGCUGCCACAUUCCGCUGGCGAUCGACCUGGAGCAGCCGGAGAUUGAGCAGGACGAGGUCCAGGUCAAGAAGUCGUCGAUUAUCAAUCGCAUCCGCAUGGCGAACUGGACCUCGUCGUCCAAGAUCGAGCUGCUGGUCUAUAACCUGUACCGCCUGCGCUCCGAAAAGGCCCGGCACAAAUCCAUCAUCUUCUCGCAGUUCACCACCAUGCUUCAGCUGAUUGAAUGGCGUCUCCGCCGGGCCGGUAUCACGACUGUGAUGCUCGAUGGCAGCAUGACUCCUGCGCAGCGGCAAGCCUCGAUUGAGUAUUUCAAGACCAACGUCGACGUCGAGUGUUUCCUCGUGUCUCUCAAGGCAGGUGGCGUCGCUCUCAACCUGACGGAGGCGUCGCGUGUCUUUAUCAUUGAUCCUUGGUGGAACCCUGCUGCGGAAUGGCAGUCGGCUGAUCGCUGCCACCGUAUCGGCCAGACACGCCCUUGUGUCGUGACACGCCUGUGUAUCGAGGAUUCGGUCGAGAGUCGCAUGGUUCUCUUACAGGAGAAGAAGACGCGCAUGAUCAACUCCACAAUCAACUCGGAUGACGCAGCCAUGGAGUCGCUGACGCCCGAGGAUCUUCAGUUCCUGUUCCGCGGCAGCUGA